UCCGGCUCCGGCUCGGCGGCGCCGCGGAGCGCCCGGCCCGGCGCGGGAGCUGCAGCCCCGGGCUGCCGGGAGCGCGGCUUCCCCCGCGGGACCCAGGAACGCCGUCCCAUCGGCGGGGCUGCGGGACGAGGCUGAGAGAACCGAGCUGCUGGAUGUAGAAGGGAAGUAGUCGUGCGCACGGAAAAUGCCUCUAAGGGACAAGUGUUGUCAGACUGACCACCAUCACCAUGGAUGCUGUGACCCAGUGCAUCUGUUGGAACCUGGUGAUCCUCCGUUAUUGCAGCAGCCUCUGCAAACAUCAAAAUCUGGUAUUCAGCAAAUCAUUGAGUGUUUUCGAUCAGGAACGAAACAACUUAAACAUAUCUUGUUAAGAGAUGUGGACACCAUUUUUGAGUGUAAAUUGUGCCGGAGUCUCUUCAGAGGAUUACCAAAUUUAAUUACUCAUAAAAAGUUUUAUUGUCCUCCAAGUCUUCAGAUGGAUGAUAACCUCCCAGAUACAAAAGAUAAGCAGAGUCAAGCCAUAAAUGACCUUCUUGAAGCAAUCUAUCCAAGGGUAGAUAAGCAAGAAUAUAUCAUUACAUUAGAACCUAUAGAAACUAAUCAAAAUGCUGUAUUUCAAUAUGUGUCAAGGACUGACAGCCCAGCUGAGAACACAGAAAGUAGCCAUACCCCCGAUCAAGCUCCAGUACAGAUCCAGGAACCCAGCACUGAGCAACCCAAGACUGUUUCAGCUCCAGCCCCAGUCCCAGCUGGGGAUACUGUAGAAUUACCUCCUGCUGAUCCUGUUACCAACAAGGUGAUACCUACUCCUGAAGAGCAGCCACCUGUGGUAAAUCCUGACUCCGACUCUCUGGAUAAUUCUGAUUAUGGCCACCAGCUGAUUUGUUGCCUCUGUAGGAAGGAAUUUCAUUCAAGACGCAGUGUACGCCGGCACAUUCGAAAAGUACACAAAAAAAAGAUGGAAGAACUAAAGAAGUAUAUAGAAACAAAAAAGAAACCAAACCAGUGCUCUGCAAAAGGACGAAAUAAGAAUGUUCUUGUUACAUUAGGUAGAAGUUGUCCUGUGUGUUAUAAAUCAUUUGCCACAAAAGCCAAUGUAAGGAGGCAUUUUGAUGAAGUUCAUAGAGGAUUAAGAAGGGAUUCCAUUACUCCUGAUAUAGCUACAAAGCCUGGGCAACCUUUGUUCUUGGAUACAGCUUCUGCUAAAAAAACUUUUAAGACCAGAAAACAAAAGUCGUCUUCAAAGGCUGAAUACAAUUUAAGUGCAUGCAAAUGCCUUCUGUGCAAGAGAAAAUAUAGUUCACAGAUAAUGCUGAAAAGGCAUAUGCAAAUUGUUCACAAGAUAAUUCUUUCUGGAAAGAACUCUAAAAGAGAGAAAGGACCCAACAGUACUACCAAUGGCACAGAAAUCAAAGUUGAACCAGCAGCUUCUGUAGAACCUUCACCCCCUUCCAUUGUGCUUUCUCCACAGAAUGAAUUAAAGGGAACAAAUCAUUCAAAUGAGAAAAAGAACACACCGUCAGCACAGAAAAAUAAGGUUAGACAGGACCCUGAAAACCCUAAAUCAACCUCUAAAUCAACCACUAAAUCAAGCACUAAAUCAACCUGCAAAUCAACCACUAAAUCAACCCCUAAAUCAACCAAUGCAUCUGCUGCAGGUGGCCAGCAAAAAACCAGGAAGCCAAAACUUUCAGCUGGCUUUGACUUCAAGCAGCUUUACUGUAAACUCUGUAAGCGCCAAUUUACGUCUAAACAGAAUUUAACAAAACACAUUGAAUUACACACAGAUGGAAAUAAUAUUUAUGUUAAAUACUACAGGUGUCCACUCUGCUCUUACGAAACGCGUCGCAAGCGUGAUGUGAUCAGACACAUAACUGUGGUUCAUAAAAAGUCGCCACGCUACCUUGGGAAAAUAACGGCGAGUUUAGAAAUAAGAGCAAUAAAGAAGCCAAUUGAUCUUGUUCUAAAUAAGGUGACAAAAAGAGGCUCUCAGAAGGAUGAAACAAAACAUAUUGGUUCAAAACAGGAUGUCACCUCUAAUUCUCCCAAUAAAAAGUAUGAAGGAGCUGAUGUUGGCAUUGAAGUAAAAGUAACAAAAAACUUUUCUCUGCACCGAUGCAGUAAAUGUGGGAAAGCAUUUGCCAGAAAAGCUUUUCUAGAACAUCACAAGAAAACCCACAAAGCAAACGUAUCUCAUUCACCUGAGGAAAGUAAAACCAAAGGCAGAAGUACAAGAUCUAAAGCUGUUGUCUGAUAGGUUCAAGUGAUGUUCGGAAAGUUUGAAGUUCAUUUGAAUGAAAAAGACUAGUUUGUUGGUGGAACUGCUAAUUCUUGAUAAUGGUACUAUAAGGAGAGAAUAUUUUCAUAAGCUGUUUUUUUUUUCUUACUAUACUAAUAAUCAUUCUGACUGCUUGUAGGACAGUACUACUUCCCAAAACACUGAAGUAGUUGAAGUGAAAUGCACAUGCUUCUAAAUUAGCAGUUAUCUCUAUGUAGUUGUAGUUUGACCCAGUAUAGAACAAACUUCUGAAAUUGAAAAAGAGUAUACAAGAGACAAAUUAAUGAGCAGCAGCUUUGGAAGAAGGUGGAUUUUCCUCAUUUAGGAAAUCUUCAGGAAACUCAUCGUGCAUACUGGUCCUCCCUGGCAGUGCUAAUUGAUGGACAGCUCAAACUUUGAUGUGAUACCCUACUUUGGUAAAUGUUGUAUUAUAUAUUGUUUUAAAUUUAUUACAAAUGAAUGUAUAAGAGCAAGAAAUGUAGUGUUUAUUGGCUGAAUUCUACUAAUUUUUAGUAUUUGCCAUAAAUUCAGUUUGUUCAUGUUGACUAAUUUCCCAGUUCAAGGACAUUCUGAAUUUCACUGUGCUGAAGUUGCUUCAGAGACCUCCAUUUUGUUUCCAUAUGUGGUUGAUAGGAAAACUUUGUAAACAUCUAGAAAGUUUACAAGAAUAUCCACAUUCCUCUAUUCUUUAAUUUUUAAAAAAAAUUAUACACAAGCACUUUAAUGAUAGUUGCAGUUUAUUUUUUCAGUUUAUUUUUGAAAGAUCAACACACUAAUGUUAAUAUGAAGGUAGUGAAUAUUUGCUGAUGUAUUAUAGACAAUCUGUGCACAACCACUUAUAAUGAUAGCUUAUUUCAAUAAAUAUUAAUAAAAAGGGAGGAUAGUUUGGGAGAAACUCAAAAUAUAUUUUCUCUCAAAAUCGUAAAUGACCACUAUGGGUAACACUUGACUUUGUGUAAUUGGAAAAUGUUUAGAUACCUUUUUUAAAAACUUUUUAAUCAAGAUUGUAGUAAAACAGUUGCAUGCCUACCAUUAUGAAGUUCUUGGCAGGUUUCAUGCAAUCGUGGGUUUUGUUUCAGGGGUUUCCUUUUGUUGUUUGGGGGUUUUUGUUGGUUUUUUGUUUAUUUUUAUUUUUUACCUUUUAGAAAAUAUUUUGUUUAGUGAUUUGUGUCAAAUUGCUACAAUUUGAAAGGUAUUGUACAUCAGAAGAAAUACCGUGUUUUUUAUAUCGGUUCACUCCCUUACUUAGGGAGGUACCUCGUGUUCAUAUAUACUUUUUUUGUAUAAAAUAUAUCUAAAUGUUGAUCACAAGAUCAGGAGUAAAAAUGCUUUUAUGGAUAGAGAACUAUUUGGCCCUGUUAGUGCAUUGCACUAAAAAUACUGUGAAUGGGAACUAAGAUUGUAGCUUUGCUCAAAAUGUUCUAUGUUGAAUGUACAUGCUUUUGUUUGGAUAAAUGUACUGUAUUUGAUGGAAAAUAAAGCAGACUGGAAAUGAUUUUUAAGUGGGCAUAAACAAAAAGAUGUUGUGUUUGUAAACUUGGGAUAUAUGUGACUCCACAGUCGGAAAUUACAUUGUUUGCAUUUUGUAAAGUUUUAUUUGUUGAUCAUUGAAGCUAGUUCUUUGUAAUAUUCUGUUGUAAUAAAUGUUGUUUUGUUUUUUUUUUUUAAUUAAAAAUUUGACAUUUGUGGAGUGAACACUUUA
This is a messenger RNA of Taeniopygia guttata (zebra finch), 3980 nucleotides long. RefSeq names its product zinc finger protein 800 (gene ZNF800). NCBI's taxonomy places the organism in Eukaryota, Metazoa, Chordata, Aves, Passeriformes, Estrildidae. The record is from RefSeq and is a predicted model, not a curated record.